AUUCAUUAGAUUUAUUUAUUUUAUUAUUCACCCAAUUAUAUAAGAAGGUUCUUACGGUGAUUAUUUUUUACAGAAUUGCAAUAAAAAUUUGAUUUUAUUUUGAAAUGGCUAAAUCGAAGAAUCAUACUAAUCAUAACCAGAGCAAGAAGGCUCAUCGUAAUGGUAUUAAGAGAUACAAAUUUCCUAGGAAAUUACCUACCAAAGGGAUGUGCCCAAAAUUUUUGAGGAACCAGAAGUUUUGUAAGAAACAUCAAAGGGAAUCUGGAUCUGUCUCUGGUUCAGAAGAAGAAUAAACUCGUAAAAUCCUAAUAUAAUCUGGUUUAUUUCCCUCCA
Messenger RNA from Theileria parva strain Muguga, 333 nucleotides. It is a transcript of the gene RPL29A, whose product is annotated as 60S ribosomal protein L29-1. Gene Ontology annotation, biological process: cytoplasmic translation. The coding region runs from base 105 to 293 and encodes 62 amino acids. Gene Ontology annotation, cellular component: cytosolic large ribosomal subunit; ribosome. The record is from RefSeq and is a predicted model, not a curated record. Lineage: Eukaryota; Apicomplexa; Aconoidasida; Piroplasmida; Theileriidae. The transcript has 3 exons. Gene Ontology annotation, molecular function: structural constituent of ribosome.